Messenger RNA from Gracilinanus agilis (Agile Gracile Mouse Opossum), 1631 nucleotides. RefSeq names its product transcription factor Dp-2 (gene TFDP2). NCBI's taxonomy places the organism in Eukaryota, Metazoa, Chordata, Mammalia, Didelphimorphia, Didelphidae. Gene Ontology annotation, cellular component: nucleus; transcription regulator complex. The record is from RefSeq and is a predicted model, not a curated record. Gene Ontology annotation, molecular function: DNA-binding transcription factor activity, RNA polymerase II-specific; RNA polymerase II transcription regulatory region sequence-specific DNA binding. The coding region runs from base 264 to 1607 and encodes 447 amino acids. The transcript is spliced from 13 exons. Gene Ontology annotation, biological process: regulation of cell cycle; regulation of transcription by RNA polymerase II.
AAGCUCUCGAUCCCCGGUGCCUUCGCCCCCGGCCCCCGGGGGAUGAGUCCGCAGACCGCCCCAGCUGCCCCAGUCCAGCGGAGCUGCUGCCGUUCUGGCCACGUCUGGUUGCUUCCUUGCCCUCUUCCCAUCGCGGGCCGGACGCAUCACCCUCAGGCCACCUUCUGCACAGCUACGCCGACAGGAUGUUUCUUUUGAAGUAUUUUUGAAGAUGAAGAGUUUUUUUAUGCUUUUAGAAAAACUAAAAAAGAUUCCAGUCUGACAUGACGACAGAAAAUGUUGUUCUGACUUCUACAAAUGGAGAACUCAAAGGAUUUAUAGAUCAGAACCUGAGUCCAACAAAAGGUAACAUUUCACUUGUUGCAUAUCCAGUUUCCAGCACGAAUUCAGCAACAAAAAUUUUACCAAAAACCUUAGGACCAAUAAAUGUGAAUGUUGGACCCCAAAUGAUUAUAAGCACACCACAAAGACUAGCCAGUUCUGGAAGUGUUCUGAUCGGGAAUCCUUAUAGCCCUGCACCAGCAAUGGUCACUCAGACACAUGUGACAGAAGCCACUGGCUGGGUUCCAGGGGACCGAAAACGUGCUAGAGAGUUUAUAGACUCUGGUUUUUCAGAAAGUAAAAGAAGCAAAAAAGGAGAUAAAAAUGGGAAAGGCUUGAGACAUUUUUCAAUGAAAGUAUGUGAAAAAGUUCAACGCAAAGGAACAACUUCGUAUAAUGAAGUGGCUGAUGAGCUGGUAUCAGAGUUUACCAAUUCAAAUAAUCAUUUGGCAACAGAUUCACAGGCUUACGAUCAGAAGAACAUUAGGCGAAGAGUUUACGAUGCCCUCAAUGUGCUAAUGGCAAUGAACAUAAUUUCAAAGGAAAAAAAAGAAAUAAAGUGGAUUGGGCUUCCUACAAACUCAGCUCAAGAAUGUCAAAAUCUAGAGAUCGAGAAGCAACGGCGAAUAGAGCGCAUAAAGCAGAAGAGGGCUCAGCUGCAGGAGCUACUGCUGCAGCAAAUAGCUUUUAAAAAUCUGGUGCAAAGAAAUCGGCAGAAUGAGCAGCAGAACCAGGGCCCUCCGGCUCUGAACUCCACAAUACAAUUGCCUUUUAUCAUUGUCAACACAAGCAAAAGAACCGUCAUAGACUGUAGCAUCUCAAGUGACAAGUUCGAGUAUCUUUUUAAUUUUGACAAUACUUUUGAAAUCCAUGAUGAUAUAGAGGUGUUGAAGCGAAUGGGAAUGUCUUUUGGCCUAGAAACAGGCAAAUGUUCACUUGAAGACCUGAGAAUUGCUAAAUCAUUGGUGCCAAAGGCGUUAGAAGGUUAUAUCACCGAUAUGUCUACAGGACCUUCAUGGUUGAAUCAGGGGCUACUUCUGAAUUCAACCCAGUCUGUUCCAAAUUUAGAUAUGACUGGCAGUACCACUUUAUCACAAGCAAGUGUAAACCAAGGGUUUUGUUUGGAUGCUGAAGUGGCCUUAGCAACUGGGCAUUUCCUUGCCCCAAGCAGUCAGCAGUCCAGCAGUGCCACAUCCCACUAUUCAGAGUCCCGUGGUGAGACCCCCUGCUCUUUCAACGAUGAGGAUGAAGAUGAAGAUGAUGAGGACCCUUCAUCCCCAGAAUAAAGACAGUAGAAAAGCUAAAUUUUA